Messenger RNA from Lagopus leucura (white-tailed ptarmigan), 1483 nucleotides. RefSeq names its product proteasome 26S subunit, ATPase 2 (gene PSMC2). Lineage: Eukaryota; Metazoa; Chordata; Aves; Galliformes; Phasianidae. Gene Ontology annotation, molecular function: ATP binding; proteasome-activating activity; ATP hydrolysis activity. Gene Ontology annotation, cellular component: proteasome regulatory particle, base subcomplex. Gene Ontology annotation, biological process: proteasome-mediated ubiquitin-dependent protein catabolic process. The transcript has 12 exons. The record is from RefSeq and is a predicted model, not a curated record. Bases 62 to 1363 code for a protein of 433 amino acids.
CGGCGCGGCCCGGAAGCGUUACGCAGCAGCGCUCGGCCUUCCGGAGCUGGGAGGUUUCGCCAUGCCGGACUACCUGGGAGCGGACCAGCGCAAGACCAAGGAGGAGGAGAAGGAGGACAAACCCAUCCGCGCGUUGGAUGAAGGAGAUAUCGCCCUGCUGAAAACCUACGGCCAGAGCACAUACUCCAGGCAGAUCAAGCAAGUAGAAGAUGAUAUUCAACAACUACUUAAGAAAAUCAAUGAGCUCACUGGAAUUAAGGAAUCCGACACUGGCCUGGCUCCUCCUGCUCUUUGGGAUCUGGCUGCAGAUAAGCAAACUCUCCAAAGUGAGCAGCCUUUACAGGUUGCCAGAUGUACAAAGAUAAUCAAUGCAGACUCUGAGGAUCCCAAGUACAUUAUCAAUGUCAAGCAGUUUGCCAAAUUUGUGGUGGAUCUCAGUGACCAGGUGGCACCUACUGACAUAGAAGAAGGCAUGAGAGUUGGAGUGGACAGAAACAAGUAUCAAAUCCACAUCCCCUUGCCUCCAAAGAUCGAUCCCACAGUCACCAUGAUGCAAGUGGAAGAAAAACCAGAUGUCACUUACAGUGAUGUUGGUGGUUGUAAAGAGCAGAUUGAAAAGCUCAGAGAGGUGGUUGAAACCCCUCUUCUUCACCCUGAAAGAUUUGUUAACCUUGGAAUUGAGCCUCCCAAAGGAGUGCUUUUGUUUGGGCCUCCUGGUACAGGCAAAACACUUUGUGCCCGUGCUGUUGCUAACAGGACUGAUGCCUGCUUCAUCAGAGUAAUUGGAUCUGAGCUGGUGCAGAAGUAUGUGGGAGAGGGAGCUCGAAUGGUUCGUGAACUCUUUGAAAUGGCCAGAACUAAAAAAGCUUGUCUUAUAUUCUUUGAUGAAAUUGAUGCCAUUGGAGGUGCUCGCUUUGAUGAUGGUGCUGGGGGUGACAACGAAGUGCAGCGCACGAUGCUGGAGCUGAUCAACCAGUUGGAUGGUUUUGACCCACGAGGCAAUAUCAAAGUGCUGAUGGCUACAAACAGGCCAGAUACUCUGGAUCCAGCUCUAAUGAGGCCUGGCAGGUUGGAUAGGAAGAUAGAGUUCAGCUUGCCUGAUCUAGAGGGGCGGACUCACAUAUUCAAGAUCCACGCUCGCUCCAUGAGUGUUGAAAGGGACAUAAGAUUUGAGCUGUUGGCUCGACUGUGUCCUAAUAGCACAGGAGCUGAGAUUCGCAGUGUGUGCACAGAGGCAGGCAUGUUUGCAAUCCGAGCACGCCGAAAAAUUGCUACUGAGAAAGACUUCUUAGAGGCAGUGAACAAAGUCAUUAAAUCCUACGCAAAAUUCAGCGCUACUCCCCGCUACAUGACCUACAACUGAUAUCUUGGAGUGCUUUUCCUGCUUCUGCAGUUCAAUUUUCUGUGAAACCAAAAUCUGUAUGUAUGUGGUAACUCCUGGCUUGUUCUUGGAAGCUAGAAAUAAAUGAAGCGUUCCAAACAA